UCCGUGAGGGGCUGGGGGCGGCCGGGGCUGCGCUGGAGUCCCGCGGCUCCCGGGAGGGAGAGAGGGAGGCCCUGGGCCUGGCCUGCUGCGCGGCCGGGGCUUCUCGUUACUGCGGCAGAGCUGAGAGCUUUGGUAUCUCUGUGUGCGCUCUGUGUACAGUGAGCCGUAGCGGCACCUUGGAGGCUGGCGCGAGAAAGGAAGCGCUAAGGUUGGAGAAGGCCUUUAAGAUCAUGAAGUCCAACCGCUUCUGUUUCCAGCCUCUCGUCAGGAGUUGUACAGAGCGAUGAGGACUCCCCGAACCACCUUUUUUCCAACCUGAGCCCCCCAGCUCGCUGAGCUGCUCCUCAUCAGACCUGUGACCCUUCUCUGGACAUGCUCUGGCACCUCAGUGUCUUGGAGAGAGGCCCCGAGCUGAACCCAGGAUUCGAGGCGCAAUCUCACCAGUGCUGGAAUAAGGGUUACUGCGUGCCCACAAACAUAGGGACAUCUUUUUCGCCAGUGCCACCUUCCUGUAAAAUUUCAAACCCUCCAUAGUUCAUGAAGUCUCAAAGCUGUUACGUUCUUUUAUUCUUCCAAGUGUACAUGGGGAGGCAGAGGACAGAGAGCCUUGUGCAUCCACAGAGCUCUGGCCAGCACAGGCAUCCAGCCAUCACUGGGCAUUGGAGGAGACACACAGGAGAAACAGUAUGGAUGUCCCAAGUGUGGAAAAAACCUUAUUAGAAUCUUUUCUUCCUGGACAAGAAAGAGGUAGAAGGACAAACCUUCCCAAAAAAACCAGUCACAUAGUGAAAGCAUGAAAUUCCUUCAAUCCCUUGUUCCCAAAAGAAUGUAGGUGGGAGUGUGCAGCUGCCACAAGAAAACUUACAUGACCUGCCUGCAGAAACUUUUAUAGCGGAAGUUUGAGAGUUGAUUUCCCAAGCAGUUCUCACUUUGUCCAGAAUAUGGGGUUUUUUUAAGAAAUAUGUGUAACUUAUGCAGUCUAAAUAUUUGUGGUUUGGGGUUUUUUUUAACAAACUCAGAAUAAAUUUCCUUUAAUCUCAGGGAUAACCUGCCUAGCUGUCUGUUGUACAUAGUGAGCCAUCAACAAGCUUUGCUUAGAGUCUGUUAUGUGACAGUCACAAAGCAAAUAAGAAUGGUUGGUUUCAUUUUUAACUUGCUGAGAGAAGACCUUCUUUUUCUCAGCAUACAGAUUUUAUCUGUGUGUCUUAAAAAUGUACACUGUUGGAUCACCAUGGGAAGUAGACAGCUCUGCACACACAGGAUUUACCCCAGGGAAUUGUGGUAAUUAUUUUUUUACUCCCUGUGUGGAAAAAAGCAGUUUUCCUCACUUGCACAACUUCUUUGGCUAUGAAGACCAAUUUUUCAGUGUUUUUUUUCUGUAUUUUGACAGCAUGUCCUAUAAACUGGUCACUAGUAUGUCUUGCAUGGAAGAUGGCCAGAGAUGUAAGAGAUUUUACUUGGGAACUGGCAGUAGUACUCUGACUUUGUGUAGAAAAGUCAAGUCUAUUUGUGUUUUACUAUGCAUGAGAGGCAUGAGUUCAUCUCUUGCUCAGUGAUGAAGAGGUCCCAAAUGACCAUGCACUUACUGCCCUGCAAAACAGUACAUGUGGGUUUUCAGCAUCCUGAGAGGAUUUGGAGAAAAACAGAGAACAUGGAGAAAAUGCAUGCCUUUUGCAAUAAAGCAAGAAUGGGAAUGUUUUUUCAUAGUCUUUGUUUUUGUUUUUUUCAGGUUUACACUAUCAACUUGGAAUCUCGCUACUUACUGAUACAAGGAGUUCCUGCAUUAGGUGUUAUGAAGGAGUUAGUUGAACAAUUUGCAUUAUAUGGUGCCAUUGAGGAAUAUCAUGCUUUAGAUGAAUAUCCAGCAGAGCAGUUUACUGAAGUGUACCUUAUAAAAUUCAAAAAACUGCAAUGUGCAAGGGUGGCCAAGAAAAAAAUGGAUGAACGAAGUUUCUUUGGUAGUUUGCUGCACGUGUGCUAUGCUCCAGAAUUUGAAACAGUCCAAGAAACUAGAGAGAAGUUGCAGGAUAGAAGAAAGUAUAUAGCAAAAGCAACAAAUCAAAGAGAUUGCUUUGUGUUAAAGAAAGUAGAAGGCCCCAAGAAGACAGCCUCAAAGAACUCUGAGCAUGACUGUUCAUGGAGUACAUCAGGAUCAAGUAUAGCCAGUAACUGGGAUUCAUCCUGCUUUACAAGUCAUCCUGGGGUAUCCCACAACACAGCAUAUCCAUCUGAGAAUCAGAAUCAGAGCCUGUUAACAUCUCCACACUAUGAUAACAAUUGUGCUGAAAUUUCUGGGUACUUUGGUCAAAACACAUCUUUAACUCCAAGUGUACAUCCAGGAGUGUACACUCCACCAGCUCCCUUAAUGCAGCAAAGAAUGGUUCCAGCUUGCAAUGGAAUUGACAGGUUUAUGCCUCGUACAACGCACCUACAAGAACGUAAGAGGAAGAGAGAAGAAGGUAACAAGUUUUCCCUCAUUGGAACAAGUGAGGACAAUACUGAAAUUGUUAUUGGUCCACAACUACCAGAAAUACCUAAAGUGGAUAUGGAUGAUGAGUCUUUGAAUACUUCGGCUACAUUAAUUCGAAAUAAGAUGAAAGAGGUAGCAUAUUCUGUUUCAACGUCUGUGGAAAAACCAGAGAGCAGCUCAGCCAAACCAGUUGUAAAGCAGAGAAGAAGAAUAUAGAUACUGCUGGCAGUAUCUUCUAACAGUCCUUUUGUAAAGAAUAUAUUUAAAAUAUGUAUUUUUUAAUGUAAAAAAUAAAACUUUCUUAUACUCUAUUUCCCAGUGA
Messenger RNA from Lonchura striata (white-rumped munia), 2792 nucleotides. RefSeq names its product RNA binding motif protein 48 (gene RBM48). NCBI's taxonomy places the organism in Eukaryota, Metazoa, Chordata, Aves, Passeriformes, Estrildidae. The record is from RefSeq and is a predicted model, not a curated record. Gene Ontology annotation, molecular function: nucleic acid binding. Gene Ontology annotation, cellular component: nucleoplasm.